AUGGAUCUUGUCGUGACGGUCACAAGUAAGGGGGUCAUGGAUGUUUGGAGAUUAAACGGUCAGAGAGUCUUUGGUUCAAACUUCUGCAAAGAUGAGGAUGAAGGUGACGACGAGGAAGGGCAUUCGGCCCCCGAGAAAGGCGAUGGAGGAAAUGUGAGGGCCGUUGCAUGGAGGAGGGACGGCCAAAUACUUGCGAUUGCCUGCGCGGAUGGCAGCCUAUCCCUCAUAAAUUCCUUCACGGGCAAAAUUUCUCAUCGAAUAUUCAGUCAGAAUCAGAAACCCGCAACUUCACCUUCACUACAGCCGUCGGUACAGACGCAGACUCGACGGCAGAGUUCUAGAAUCUCCCCUCUCCCGACUGCUCAGGCCACCUCCGGCCGACCAACCGUCACAGCCCUCUGCUGGACUACGCACUUGGUCGAUCCCUCCCCCACCACCAUCCGCUCUCACCUCAAUGCGCCGAAUUCCACACUCUCACUCGAUCAAAUUCUAAACCUCCGCGCUGACGUAGAUAGACUUCUCCCAUUGAAAGCCGAUCUGCCCCGCGAACUGAGCGCCAUCGACGUGGAAGUAUCCCUGCCCAGGCUCGCGACGCUACCCCCCACGGGUCUGACUGCGGAUGACGAUGUGUUCAGUACGCGGAGCAGUGUGGACGUUGUAUUUCAUGGAGGCGGCAGUAACGGCUCUGCCGGGUCUGGAGGUGUCGACGCCCUGCUCGUCGGACUAAGUGAUGAAUCUGGCGGAUGUAUGGUUCAGCUGAGGAUUUUUGAUUCCUUCGAUGUAGGAACUGUCGACUUGAAGGGUAUCCUCCCUCCAGGACCUGCUGCGGGAAGAGCAUCAAGGGUGCUGAGGAUCGAAAGUCAUCCAUUCUUGUCAACGGUUUUCGCAGUUAUCGAGGAGUCGCCAAAGGAUGAAGCUGCUUCGUCGUUACACCUCAUCAGCCUUGAUUUGAGCUUCAUUCCGCAGUCCGGACGGACCUUGCCGCUUGUAGCGAAGAAGGUCUCUCAGCUAGGCUAUUUGCUCAGAUACAUCUCGCAGGUGCGGACGCAAUUGGUCGCCGAGGUCAAAUCCGCAUUCGACCUCCCCGGCAGGUUCCUACGCAACAUCAACGAGUCGCUGGCGGAAGGAGAUGAGAAUGCGGACUUCGUCUUCGCAGCUCAUCAUCUUGCCGUUACCGGGGUUUGCAGUCCGAAAUUGAAGGAGUGGCUGGUUGACGAGCUUCAAGAUAGGGGCAUCAAGCGGUGGGAGAACGCCGUCGCGGACUGUCUGGAGGUAGCUAGGAGGAUGACAAGCGAGUGUCUUCUUCCUGCCGUGGAGAGGAGUUUGGCAUUGUUAUCAAGACUGGAUGGCCUUGCCCGGUUUGGGCCCACGAGUUCGAAGCUUGGACUGGACGAGAAGAACGUGAAGAGGGUGACAGAGACCAUCGAUGCCCUGGGCAUCCUUAGUGAGGAUCUCUUGCUCGAUGUCGUGGCCGAAACAAGAGAAUUCGCGGCGUUCAUCAAAUGGCUGAAAUGGGAGUGCGAAGUUGAGGCGCUGGAGCAAACCAGUGCGAGGGCGGAAGAUAUGAGGGAAACAUGGACGGGAGAGGGUGAGCUGGAGCUGGUAUUAGAUUACGUGGGAGGUGCUAUGAAGGAAAGUCGAUUGAAGAAAUAUCUUGUGGAGGAAGCCAAGGAGCAAGAAGGUGGAUUGGCCGCAUCUUUUGAUGACGAUUCGGAUCUAGGGUCCUACGAUGAGUUCAUCAGAUGCAGAACCAGUUGCAACAAGGACAAGAGCAUGCCUACACUGGGCGAGCUGGUCGACAGAUUACAGAGGCAAUGUGAGGCGGUCUUUGCGAAGAUUGCAGAAACAUUCAGGAAGAGUAUUCUUACGAGCUAUCUGCAGGAGCUCCCUCAUGGGUGUGUUGGUGAGAGCUUGGAUGUCAGGGUCAUCCCCGACGACGCCGAUUCAAGUCUGUACAGGCUCUUUCUGAUAUCCAAGGACCGCCAAGAGAAAGCCCGUCUCCGGCAUGUCGUGGUCGAGCUGCAACAAGGAGCUGGAAAAGGUGUCAAGCACACGAUGCGGUCAAGCUCGCUCGCAAUACCUGAGAUGCAGGAAGUCCUGGAUGCGAAAUUUGUCGACGACGAAGCGCUUCUGGUCCUUGCCGAGACCGCCUCUGGUGCCAAAAUCUACGGAAAAGAGAUUACUAUCGACGGCGAAGGACCUUGGGAGGUCCGGCAUGCUUUCCAAGGGGAGGAGAUAGAUGGUGAUGUGAAACCCGUCAGGCUGGAUGUGAACGGACGGGUUGGGAGAAGAGUGGUCACUGUCCUUGACGAAGGUGGGCUGGGACUUGUAGUCUUGGACUUGGACGCCGAAGACAAUGCUCGCGACGCCACUGACGGAGAAGACGAGGUCAUGACGGGGUGA
Messenger RNA from Fonsecaea erecta, 2403 nucleotides. RefSeq lists its product as hypothetical. The record is from RefSeq and is a predicted model, not a curated record. The transcript is spliced from 2 exons. Gene Ontology annotation, molecular function: protein binding. Gene Ontology annotation, biological process: positive regulation of mitotic metaphase/anaphase transition; protein K11-linked ubiquitination; anaphase-promoting complex-dependent catabolic process. The coding region runs from base 1 to 2403 and encodes 800 amino acids. Gene Ontology annotation, cellular component: nuclear periphery; anaphase-promoting complex. NCBI's taxonomy places the organism in Eukaryota, Fungi, Ascomycota, Eurotiomycetes, Chaetothyriales, Herpotrichiellaceae.